Messenger RNA from Gymnodraco acuticeps, 2057 nucleotides. Its product is annotated as nuclear factor 7, brain-like. NCBI's taxonomy places the organism in Eukaryota, Metazoa, Chordata, Actinopteri, Perciformes, Bathydraconidae. The record is from RefSeq and is a predicted model, not a curated record. The transcript has 3 exons. Bases 282 to 1670 code for a protein of 462 amino acids. Gene Ontology annotation, biological process: protein ubiquitination. Gene Ontology annotation, molecular function: zinc ion binding; ubiquitin-protein transferase activity; protein binding.
AAAAACAGACGAUCAGAUUCACCUUCAGACCAAACUCACAACUUCCUCUGAGUUCAGCUACAGGAGAGAAAAGUGGAAACUACAACACUGCUGCUUCAACCUGCGGACCCUCCACCCCCUGAAGAGAGACAGACCGACUGAAAAACAGACGAUCAGAUUCACCUUCAGACCAAACUAACAACUUCCUCUGAGUUCAGCUACAGGAGAGAAAAGUGGAAACUACAACACUGCUGCUUCAACCUGCGGACCCUCCACCCCCUGAAGCUUCACUCAGAGACAACAUGGCUUCCAGGUUAGAGGAAGAUCUCUGCUGUCCGGUCUGUCAGGAAGUCUUUAGAGAUCCUGUUCUCCUGUCCUGCUGCCACAGCUUCUGUAAAGCCUGUCUGCAGACCUGGUGGGAUGGGAAAGAAGUAAAGGAGUGUCCAGUUUGUAAGAGAAAAUCUUCAAAGGACUUCGUUCCUUACUUUGCUUUAAAGAACCUGUGUGAGACCUUCUUACUGGAGAGAGAUCAGAGAUCUCCAGAGGCUCUCUGCAGUCUGCACUCUGAGAAACUCAAACUCUUCUGUCUGGACCAUCAGCAGCCAGUGUGUCUCAUCUGCAGAGAUUCAAAAACACACACCGACCACAGAAUCAGACCCAUGGAUGAAGCUGCUCAGGAUCUCAGAGAGGAGCUCCAGAAAUCUCUGCAGCCCUUUCAGGAGAAACUGAAGCUCUUUGAAGAAGUUAAAGUGAAGUUUGAUCAAACAGCAGAACACAUGAAGGUCCAAGCUCAACACACAGAGACGCAGAUUAAGGAGCAGUUUAAGAAGCUUCACCAGUUUCUAGAAGAGGAAGAGGAGGCCAGGAUGGCUGCACUGAGGGAGGAAGAGGAGCAGAAGAGGAGGAUGAUGGAGGAGAAGAUGGAGGCUGUGAGCAGAGAGAUAGCAGCUCUUUCACACACAGUCAGAGCCACAGAGGAGGAGCUGAGAGCUGAAGACGUCUCCUUCCUGCACAGCUACAAGGCUGCAGUGGAGAGGCUGCAGCGCCCCCUGCUGGAGGAUCCACAGCUGCCCUCAGGAGCUCUGAUAGACCAGGCCAAACACCUGGGCAACCUCAGCUUCAACAUCUGGAGCAAGAUGAAGGACAUGGUGUCCUACUCUCCUCUCAUCCUGGACCCAAACACUGCUCAUCCAUUCCUCUUCCUGUCUGAAGAUCUGACCAGUGUGAGACUAGCAGAGGAGGAAGAAGAGGAACUUCCUGAUAAUCCAGAGAGGUUUGAUGAAUACCUCUUUGUCCUGGGCUCUGAGGGCUUUAACUCAGGGACUCACAGCUGGGAUGUCCAGGUUACAGACAGUACAUACUGGUUACUUGGUGUGUCAGCAGAGUCUCUCCAGAGGAAGGGAAGCAUAAAGUCUGGAUUAUGGAGAAUAGCUUUCUCUAAAGGUGAAUACUCAGCACGGUCACUACCAGUUCCAGAAACUCCUCUCAGUCUGAAGAAGGAGCUCCAGAGGGUCAGAGUGAAUCUGGACUGGAACAGAGGAAAGUUGUCGUUCUCUGAUCCUGACACAAACACACACAUACACACCUUCACACACACUUUCACUGAGAAGAUGUUUCCAUACAUCAUCACUGUGGAGGAAGUGAAGAUAUUACCGCUGAAGGUGUGUGUGACAGUGGAUCAGAGCAGGUAGAGAUAAACAUCUCUUAAAGGGAUCGUUCACUGACCUCUGAACCUGUCCUCCUGCUGGCUCUUUAUUCUAAACAUGUUUUUAUUCUUGUUGUUAUUGAGUUUGAUAAUCUGCUUUUUGAUCAUACUGUCAACCUUUAUUAAAUUGAAACACGUGCAUUUAGCUGACACUUUAAUCCAAGUAACAUCAUGUUCAUCAAAUAUGCUGAUCUGCUUCCUUUAGAGGAAAUAAGAGAUAUAUAUUCUUUCCAUUUGAAAUGAUCUCACCCAGAUUCAGAUCUUUAUGUCAGGUUAUAGUUCAACCUUCUCUGUUUUAUUGAUUCUAUGUCGUUAUAAAUUGUUAAUCUGUUAUUUGUGCAUGAUGGGAAAAUAAAUAAUAUGUUUAAUCCAA